GGCAUUUGAAAUGAAUGGAUGGGAAAAGUUUCCGAACGUUCUACAGAAUUAAUGUAAGGCGCUGUUGUGUCAACAAGUAUUUCGCCGCGCGGACGUUUCGUUCAACGUUGGCAAACCGUAACAACUUUAUCUCGUGAAAGUGAGGUGUUGUGAAAUAAUAAAAUGGAUAUUGUUUAUUAAUUGCGUCUCUUUCUGUGUAAAGUGCUCAUAUUACGUACAAACUGUAAUCAGUUUAUAAGUAAAAAAUGACGAUCGACAAACAGUUAGUAUGGGUCCGGGAUCCGAACGAGGGGUUCGUGUUAGCGCGACUCCAGGAGUUGAUGGGGGAAGAGGCAGAUGUGUUUCCAGUCGACAACAAAUAUCCGAGGAGGGUCUGCAGCUUCGACGAUAUCUUCCCAGCUGGAGAGCCAACUAAAGAUGUUGAUGAUAAUUGUGAAUUAAUGUUCCUUAAUGAGGCGACACUUCUUAACAAUAUGCUGACGCGUUACAAGAACAACAAAAUCUAUACGUAUGUUGCAAAUAUAUUGCUUGCUGUUAAUCCAUACGAAGAUAUACCGGAUAUGUAUUCAUCAAACACGAUAAAAAAAUACCAAGGGAGAUCAUUGGGGGAGCUACCGCCGCAUGUUUUCGCUAUAGCGGACAAAGCAUUCCGUGAUAUGAAAUCACUGAAACAAUCACAGUCUAUAAUAGUAUCAGGCGAAUCCGGUGCCGGAAAGACCGAGUCGACCAAAUAUAUUCUUAAAUAUCUGUGUGACUUGUGGGCCAAGGGAGCGGGACCCGUGGAACAAAAGAUUUUAGACGCCAAUCCGAUCCUCGAAGCAUUCGGUAAUGCGAAGACAACUCGCAACAAUAACAGUUCCCGUUUCGGUAAAUUUAUGGAGGUUCACUUUUCAAACAAAUAUCAAGUGGUAGGCGGACACAUUUCGCAUUAUCUGCUGGAAAAGUCAAGGAUAUGCACCCAGAGCGCUGAAGAAAGGAACUACCAUGUGUUCUAUCUUCUGUGCGCGGGAGCCCCGCCUGAACUACGCGCGGCCUUGAAGAUAACCAAGCCUGAUGAUUAUUUGUAUCUCAAGAAUGGUUGCACGCAGUAUUUUACUUCGAUCCAGUCCGAAAAAAAAAUUAACGCUAGUCAAAAAAGCAAACAGCAGCAAGCGAAAGGUGGUCUACGAGAUCCCAUAUUAGACGACGUGGAGGACUUUCAGAGAUUGCAUCAGGCGCUGUCGAGGGUCGGUCUCUCGGAGGCGGAGAAGAAGUCCGUGUACUCCAUAGUGGCGGCCGUGCUGCACCUCGGCAACGUGCAGUUCGAGGAGGAGGGCGGCGCGCGCGGCGGCUGCGGCGUGGCGCCGCACAGCGAGCCCGCGCUGGCCGCCGCCGCCGCGCUGCUGGGCGUCGACCCCGCCGAGCUGCGCAUGGCGCUCGUGUCGCGCCUCAUGCAGAGCUCGCGGGGGGGCGCCAAGGGCACCGCCAUCAUGGUGCCGCUCAAGACAUACGAGGCGUGUAGCGCACGAGAUGCGUUGGCCAAGGCGGUGUACAGUCGACUGUUUGACUUUAUCGUGCGACGCAUCAACGGUAGCAUCCCAUCCAGCGCUUCCGCAUAUUACAUCGGUGUGCUCGAUAUCGCCGGAUUUGAGUAUUUUCAGAUGAACAGCUUCGAGCAGUUCUGUAUCAACUACUGCAACGAGAAGUUACAGCAGUUCUUUAACGAACGUAUUUUAAAGAACGAACAGGAAUUAUAUAAGCGAGAAGGUUUAAACGUGCCUGAAAUCAGAUUUGUUGAUAACCAGGAUUGCAUUGAUCUCAUUGAAAGCAAGAAUCACGGUGUCUUCCAUAUUCUUGAUGAAGAAUCUAAAUUACCAAAACCAGAAUACGGGCAUUUCACAAACUCCGUGCAUAAGGAACUCGGAGGCGGUAAUGCGAACUGCCGCCUGCAGCUGCCGCGCGCGUCCCGCCUGAAGGCGCACCGCACGCUGCGCGACCACGAGGGCUUCCUGCUGCGGCACUUCGCCGGCGCCGUCUGCUACAACACGAGUCAAUUCAUUGAGAAGAACAACGACGCUCUUCACGCUUCGCUGGAAUUCCUCGUCCAGGAGUCGAACAACACGUUGGUCCAGCAAUUGUUCGAAACGUCGGAUAACAACAACGCCAAAGGGAAAUUGAACUUUAUAUCGGUUGGCGCUAAGUUCCAAACUCAGUUGUCUCAGCUCAUGGAUAAAUUAAAGGAAAAUGGCACAAACUUCAUCCGUUGCAUCAAGCCCAAUUCUCGUAUGGUGGGGAAGCAGAUCGAAGGUUCGCUGGUCCUCACGCAGUUGCAGUGCAGUGGAACUAUCGCAGUACUGGCGUUGAUGGAGCACGGCUUCCCUUCGAGAGCUCCAUUCGCAGAUUUACAUAAUAUGUACAGCUCCUAUUUGCCGCCAAAGUUGCAGAAUUUAUCACCUAAAGUAUUUUGCCAGGCGAUAGUGCACAGCUUCGGCCUGUCCGACAAGGACUACAAGUUCGGCGUGACGCGCGUGUUCUUCCGGCCCGGCAAGUACUCCGAGUUCGACGCCAUCAUGCGCUCCGACCCCGAGAGCCUCCGGGCGAUCGUCGACUCCGUGCUCGCCUGGCUCGUCAAGUCGCGCUGGAGGAGGGGCAUCUUCUCCGUGCUGUCCAUCGUGAAACUGAAGCACAAGCUGGCGCACCGGCGGCGCUGCCUCGUGACGCUGCAGCGCUGCGUGCGCGGCCACCUGGCGCGGCGCCGCCACCGGCCGCGCCUGCGCGGGCUGGCCAAGCUGCGCGCGCUGGAGGAGCGCCUGGCGGCCGUGCGCGGCGCCGCCGAGCAGCUGCGCGCCGGCCGCGAGCGCGCGCGGGGCCUGCUCGCCGCCGCCGCCGCGCGCCUGGCGGGCGCCGCGCGGGACAUCAAGACCAACGAAAACAUAACCAGUGAGGAGAUCGAGAGCACGUACGCGGCGCUGACGAAGGAGAUCGAGUCGCAGAUGGCCGACCUCCAGAAGGCGAUGAUCGACCAGAAGAAUAGAGAAGAACAGGAGAGGCUGCGCAAGAUUGAGGAGGAGAUGCGAGCGGCGGAAGAGGCCAAGCGACAAGAGCAAGAAAGGAUCAGGCAGGAGGAGGAAAAUCGUAGACUCAAAGCGGAGAUGGAGGCGCGGCGCAAGGCGGAGGAGGCGGAGCGCGUGCGCAGCGACGAGCGGGACCGCGCCGCCGCGCUCGCGCUGCAGCGGCAGGCGGAGCAGGCCGCGCGGGACGACCUGGCCGACCGCGACCGAUUGGAACAAGAGCGUAGAGACCACGAGAUGGCGGUACGACUGGCGAAGGAGACCAACGGACAUGUGGAGGGGUCUCCACCGCAACUCCGGAGUUUCCCAACAAUGGACUCAGUGAACGGAGAAAAUAGAUUGAACAGAUCGGAGCGCGUGCGCAUGCAGCAGGCACUCCAAGGCAAGCAGAAGUACGACCUCUCCAAGUGGAAGUACUCGGAACUGCGGGACACGAUCAAUACAUCCUGCGAUAUUGAACUGUUAGAGGCGUGCCGGCACGAGUUCCACCGGCGGCUGAAGGUGUACCACGCGUGGAAGGCGCGCAACGCCCGCAAGAGCACGCUCGCCGAGCAGGAGCGCGCGCCGCAGUCCGUGCUGGACGCGGCGAAGGCGCCGCGGCUGCCGGCGAAGGGCGAGAUCCUGGGCGCGCGGCACCGCUACUUCCGCAUCCCGUUCGUGCGGCCCGGCGCCGACUGCGAGGAGCGGCGCGGCUGGUGGUACGCGCACUUCGACGGCCAGUACGUGGCGCGCCAGAUGGAGCUGCACCCCGACAAGACGCCCGUGCUGCUGCAGGCCGGCGUGGACGACAUGCAGAUGUGCGAGCUGAGCCUGGAGGAGACGGGCCUCACGCGCAAGCGCGGCGCCGAGAUCCUGGAGCACGAGUUCGAGCGCGAGUGGCAGCGCCACGCCCGCCCCGCGCCGCACUAGCGCCGCGCACCCGCGCGCCGGUAACAAGAGGAAUCCUUUUAGCACGAACCGAUUAAUAACAAAAUAUAGAAAUUUAGUUCGAAGUUAUAAGUAGUAAGAUACAGCAUAAAGUAACUAAGUGCUUUCAAAUGUGCCUUCACAUGCUAUGAAUGGUCCAUUUCAUUAGAAUUAAAAAAAGAACAAAAUCAAAUUUAUUAAAAAUAAGGACAAAACUUUUUCUGAAUUAUUUUUCAGCUAUGAGUAUUUUAUACUUAUUUAAUUAAUAAGAACAAUAAAUAUAUUAUCAGUUAUAAUUUUACAUUAAAAUGAAGUUUUAAUGGUUUGUCAAUUCUAGUGAAAUGAACUAUAAUUGUACGAUAGUGCAAUAUAUAAAUAUAUUCCACCGUAGAAUACUUUGUGAUUUAAUAUACACAAUUUAAAAAAUAAAUAGCUUUGGUAAGGAAAGUGACGAUUUAAAACCCGAUUACUAAAUAAACAAUGAAUUCAUUUGUGUAAUUAUUUAUGUGUAUCGGUUUUUACCUUUUAUAUGAGGCAGUGUUGCUUACUUAUAAAAGAAAUAUUACAAAAAAAAUCCAGAAUGUAAAUGUUGCCAUAUCAAAAAAUAUCACAACCAUUUUCCCUACCACUUGCUAGCUUUAGUAAAAAAUUUAGAAAAUAUUCAUUAAAACACUCAUUAUGAAGUACAAGUGCCUAAGUAUACAAAAAAUAUAUAUUAUAUUUAAUAUUUUAUUCGGAAAUUUAUAUUUAUAAUUAACAGUGCAUGAAGUAAUCAUGAAAUAUGUAACUGUGAUUUUUUUGUUAAUAGAUAAAUUGUAGUAAAAAAAGUAUUUAUUGAAGCAUUCCAAAUGCUAACCAAAAGACUGGUGACUGGCAGCUUACGUAUUAUUUAAAAAAAAAAAUCAACUGAAAGUAUAAAUUCAACAGUAUUUACAACAUUCCUAUAAUCAAUAUUUAAAGUAGAGUUUUUUUUAAUAAUGUAAUAUAUUUUAUAGUACAAUUGAUUAAGUACAUAGUUAUUGUGAGUGCCUUUUUCAUGCCUAUAUCAUAUGACUUGUGUUAUGCUUUACCAAAUAAAUUUAAGAUAAUU
Molecule: messenger RNA, 5046 nt
Organism: Nymphalis io (European peacock)
Lineage: Eukaryota; Metazoa; Arthropoda; Insecta; Lepidoptera; Nymphalidae
Gene: jar
Product: myosin heavy chain 95F
Exons: 25
Coding region: 246-3959 (1237 amino acids)
Biological process (GO): vesicle transport along actin filament; endocytosis; actin filament organization
Cellular component (GO): myosin complex; actin cytoskeleton; cytoplasm
Molecular function (GO): ATP binding; microfilament motor activity; actin filament binding
Source: RefSeq, a predicted model, not a curated record